This is a messenger RNA of Punica granatum (pomegranate), 2018 nucleotides long. The record is from RefSeq and is a predicted model, not a curated record. NCBI's taxonomy places the organism in Eukaryota, Viridiplantae, Streptophyta, Magnoliopsida, Myrtales, Lythraceae.
AUCAGAAAAAAAAAAAAAAAAAAAAAAAACCCGACAAGGGAACAAGAAAAGAAUCUUAAAAGACCAGGAGCUGUUGUUCUUCUUCUUCCUCUUCCUCAACUAACAUUCCACGUCCAAAUCUACGUCACAGGGUAGGAGAAAGUUUUCAUCUUCGACAUGGAUUUGCUGAAAAAAAUGCACGAAUGCCACAUGAACAACAGCAGCGGAAAGCAACUAAAUUUUGCAGAGGAAACGAAGGGUUCACCGGAGACAGACAUGGCUGAGGCCGCUUCAACCUCCCCUUCCUCGACCAACCCUUCUUGGUUCAGUCCACAGAGGCUUCUAGUCAUAUUUUGCAUCAUUAACAUGAUAAAUUAUGUCGAUCGUGGAGCCAUAGCGAGCAAUGGUGUGAAUGGAAGCCUUGGGACAUGCUCGGAGAGUGGGACUUGCACAUCUGGUAGUGGAAUACAAGGGGAUUUCAAUUUGGAUAACUUUGAAGAUGGAGUUCUAUCAUCUGCUUUUAUGGUUGGACUGCUUAUUGCUUCUCCAAUAUUUGCAUCAAUAGCAAAAAGAAUUAAUCCUUUUAGGCUCAUUGGGGUUGGAUUGUCAGUGUGGACUGCUGCAGUCAUUGGAUGUGGCUUCUCAUUUGAUUUUUGGUCCAUUGCAAUUUGCCGCAUGUUUGUUGGUGUUGGUGAAGCUUCUUUCAUAAGUCUUGCAGCUCCAUUUAUUGAUGAUAAUGCCCCAAUAGAUCAGAAAACUGCUUGGCUGGCGAUAUUUUACAUGUGCAUACCGACUGGGUACGCACUUGGCUACAUUUAUGGAGGACUUGUAGGUAGCCAUUUGAAUUGGCGUUUUGCAUUCUUUGGGGAGGCAAUUCUGAUGAUACCUUUCGCAUUCCUGGGCUUCAUCAUGAAACCGUUGCAAUUAAAAGGUUUUGCUCCUCGUGAAUCGAGUAAAGCACAGACAGCAAUAGAGACUGUUGGAAUUGAAACUCAAGAUGUGGAGGUCAAGAAUGACGACUUAUCCACAAAGCACGAAGCCAGGGGUAAACACUCGAAUAAAUCUGCCCAGUCAGGAGUCUCCUACAGCUUGGAGCAUUUCUCUGAUUUCCUGAGAGACAUGAGAGUUCUUUUGAGUGAGAAGGUCUAUGUCGUGAAUGUUCUAGGUUCCGUAGCGUACAACUUUGUGUUGGGGGCGUACUCUUACUGGGGACCUAAGGCCGGUUAUUCUAUCUACAACAUGAGGAAUGCAGAUUAUAUAUUUGGAGGAAUCACAGUUGUCUGUGGAAUUUUUGGAACUUUAGCAGGAGGCUUUGUUCUCGAUUACAUGAAUUCAACUAUUCCCAAUGCUUUCAAGCUAGUUUCAGCAGCAACUUUUGCUGGUGCCAUAUGUUGCUUCACUGCCUUUUGUUUCAAGAACAUGUAUCCCUUCCUUGUUCUAUUCGCAAUUGGCGAGCUCCUGGUCUUUGCAACUCAGGGACCUGUAAAUUUUAUAAAUCUUCACUGUGUAAAACCUAGUCUUAGAGCACUAUCCAUGGCAAUGGCCACAGUUUCGAUUCACAUCUUCGGAGAUGUUCCUUCCUCACCCCUUGUCGGAGUUCUUCAGGAUUAUGUGAACAACUGGAGGGAGACUGCUCUUAUUCUCACAGCUAUCUUGUUUCCAGCAGCAGGAAUUUGGUUUAUAGGAAUAUUUCUGAGGAGCGUGGAUAGGUUCAAUGAAGACAGUGAGUCAAGGCUUAUUGAGACAGAUGGGUCAAACACAACCCCAUUGCUUGAAGAGAAUCCUGCAGAAACAACGGAUGAUGCCAGAUGAUAUAUGCCCACAAGGAACCCAAAAGAUCAGUUUGGGAAAUGCGGGUUACAUUUUACUUUCUGACUUUUGGCUUUACAAAGAUUUCUGUCUAUCCUUCAACUAUUCGAUACAGCAAACAGUGAGGAAUUUGUGGAAUUUGGCUGUCAGAAAUUCCUCUCUUCUCUGUAAAUUCUCUACUGUAAAUAGACAUCUCCAACAGUUUACGUGCGACCUCCUCUUCUAAUUUU